Messenger RNA from Leptinotarsa decemlineata (Colorado potato beetle), 311 nucleotides. Its product is annotated as larval cuticle protein A3A. The record is from RefSeq and is a predicted model, not a curated record. NCBI's taxonomy places the organism in Eukaryota, Metazoa, Arthropoda, Insecta, Coleoptera, Chrysomelidae. Gene Ontology annotation, cellular component: extracellular matrix.
UGCAGCAAUGAUUGUUUGGUGUGAUAGCAUUAAAAAUAACGUCGUUUCGAGGAUUUUCUUGGGAAUUCUACUAUUUAUAAUAAUUUCUGACGAAAGGCGAUGUUCUAGUGCCAAAGAGCAGAAUUCGCACUCCUUCAGUUAUUCUAUAAACAGUGGUGAAGUUAUAAGUCAUCACAGUGAAGAAACUAACUGGGGUGUAGUGAGGGGCUCGUUCAGCUUUUUGCAGCCUGAUGGUCAGAUUCGAGUGGUCCAAUAUCAAGCUGAUGAAAAAUCUGGAUUCAAAGUUGCAGUUCAUUAUCGGAGAUUUCUCA